UCAUUAUCCCUCUCCUCUUCCUUCUUCGUCGUCCCUCCCAUCUUCAGACUCGAAGCAGAGGAGGAGAAGGAGAAAGGAGCUCGAACACUCUUCAAGAAUCCUCCGUCCAUGGGCCAGUCAUGAACCCUCUACCACUUCCCACCUCCUCCUCCUCGCCGGCCCCCACCAAUCCGUUCCCGCUCCCCCGCCGCCCUCUCCCCCUCCGCCGCCUCCCUCCGCCGCCUCCCCUCUCCUCCUCCGCCGCCGCCGCCGCCGCCGAGCCACCCGGGUGGCCAUCUCGCGCCCGCGGCACGGUCAGCACGCGAGACCUCUCCCUCCCCUCCCCCGGCGGCGGCGGUGGCGGCGGCGGCGGCGCCAUCUCGACCCCGAAGCCGUACUCCCAAGACGACAAGCUCCUGACCCUCCUUCGCCAGAGGAAGACGGAGGAAGCCUGGGCUGCGUACGCUCAGUCCGACCGCCUUCCCAACCCCACCUGCCUCAGCCGCCUGGUGUCGCAGCUGUCCUACCAGAAGACCCCCGAGGGCCUCGCGCGCGCCCAGUCCAUCCUCACGCGCCUCCGCGAUGAGCGCCAGCUCCGCCGCCUCGACGCCAACUCCCUCGGCCUCCUCGCCGUGGCCGCCGCGAAGGCCGGCCAGACCCUCUACGCCUCCUCCGUAGUCAAGUCCAUGCUCCGCUCCGGGUACCUCCCCCACGUCAAGGCCUGGAGCGCCGUCGUCAGCCGCCUCGCCGCGUCCGGGGACGACGGCCCCGCGGAAGCGGUCAGGCUCUUCGAGGCCGUGACGCGGCGGCUCCGUAAUGUCGCCGACCCUGCCGCGGUCGCUGACUCGAGGCCCGACACGGCCGCGUUUAAUGCUGUGCUCAACGCGUGCGCGAACUUGGGGGACACAGGGAAGUUCUCGCAACUGUUCGAUGAAAUGCCUGAGUUCGGGGCCGAGCCUGAUGUGUUGACUUAUAAUGUGAUGAUUAAGUUGUGUGCUAGAGUAGAUAGGAAGGACUUGCUUGUGUGUGUGUUAGAGAUGAUUCUUUCGAAGGGAAUUCCAUUGUGCAUGAGUACGUUGAAUUCACUCGUCGCUGCUUAUGUUGGUUUCGGCGACUUGGACACUGCAGAGAAGAUAGUGCAGGCUAUGAGAGAAGGAAGGAGAGAUCUUUGCAAGAUUCUGAGGGAUGCCAAUGUGGACGAUUUGAGUGAUGAGGAGGAAGAUGAAUAUGACCAAGAAUUGAAGACGAUAGAUUUGGCUAAAGAUGAUGGUGAAAUCGUUGUGUUUGCGAAGUUGCUUCCAAAUUCAAUCGAACCGAAUUUAAGCGAACCUCCAUUGUUGCCGAAUUCAUACGCUCCCAAUUCCAGAAUAUACACUACCCUAAUGAAGGGAUAUAUGAGGACGGGACGCGUAAAGGACACAGUCCGGAUGCUAGAGGCAAUGCGGCAUGAGGAAGACAGUUCCAGACAUCCAGACCACAUCUCAUAUACUACUGUCAUUUCUGCGCUAGUGAAGGCUGGGUCGAUGGAUCAAGCGCGUCGGGUCCUUGCUGAGAUGCAGAGACUCAGUGUUCCUGCAAAUAGGAUCACCUACAACAUACUCUUGAAGGGCUACUGCCAGCAACUGCAGAUGGACAAGGCCAAGGAGCUGAUCAAAGAAAUGGCCAGAGACGCACAGGUACAGCCUGAUGUGGUAUCAUACAACACCUUGAUCGACGGAUGUAUACUAAUCGAUGACAGCACGGGGGCGCUCGAAUUCUUCAACGAGAUGCGAGCGAGAGCGAUUGCCCCGACCAAGAUCAGUUACACUACAUUGAUGAAAGCGUUUGCCUCGUCUGGGCAACCGAAGCUGGCGCACAAGGUGUUCGACGAGAUGAUCCAAGAUCCAAGAGUGAAACCCGAUGUGGCGGCUUGGAACAUGCUGGUCGAAGGUUAUUGCAAACUUGGGUUGGUUGAAGAAGCGAAGAAGGUUGUUCAGAGGAUGAAAGAGAACGGGCCAUACCCCGAUGUUGCCACUUACGGUAGCCUUGCCAGUGGCAUUACGUUGGCCAGGAAACCCGGAGAGGCCCUUUUGCUUUGGAAUGAAAUAAAGGAAAGGUGGAGAGCGAGCAAAAAAUGCGACAAACCCGAUUCUUCCCCGUCGCUCCCGCCGUUGAAACCGGACGAGGGCCUUUUGGAUGCUCUGGCCGAUAUAUGCGUGAGGGCCGCUUUCUUCAGGAAGGCCUUGGAGAUUGUGGCAUGCAUGGAAGAGAACGGGAUUUCACCCAACAAGACCAAGUACAAGAGGAUUUAUGUGGAGAUGCAUUCGAGAAUGUUCACCAGCAAGCAUGCUUCGCAGGCCAGGCAAGCUAGGAGGGCGGAACGGAAGAGAUCGGCCGAGGCGUUCAAGUUCUGGGUGGGCCUGCCGAACUCAUACUACGCGAGCGAGUGGCAUUUUGGAUCCGAUUAAAGGCAAAUGACAGAUAUUUACAGUGGAAGAUAGUAGAGGGUAGUUUAUAGUGUAUAGUUGGUCAUACUACACAGAUUGACAUUGGAAAUUGUAUGCAUGUCGUUGUAAUUACCUGUAUAAUGAAAGCUGAAACAUCAAUUGCAAUGUGAUGGAUUCCUGAA
Messenger RNA from Syzygium oleosum, 2587 nucleotides. RefSeq names its product pentatricopeptide repeat-containing protein At3g09650, chloroplastic. Gene Ontology annotation, molecular function: protein binding. NCBI's taxonomy places the organism in Eukaryota, Viridiplantae, Streptophyta, Magnoliopsida, Myrtales, Myrtaceae. Bases 120 to 2426 code for a protein of 768 amino acids. The transcript has a single exon. The record is from RefSeq and is a predicted model, not a curated record.